Messenger RNA from Sinocyclocheilus rhinocerous, 578 nucleotides. RefSeq names its product antigen peptide transporter 2-like. Gene Ontology annotation, cellular component: membrane. Gene Ontology annotation, biological process: transmembrane transport. Bases 42 to 578 code for a protein of 178 amino acids. The record is from RefSeq and is a predicted model, not a curated record. Gene Ontology annotation, molecular function: ABC-type oligopeptide transporter activity; ATP binding. NCBI's taxonomy places the organism in Eukaryota, Metazoa, Chordata, Actinopteri, Cypriniformes, Cyprinidae. The transcript has 4 exons.
CAGGUGAUAUCACAUCUAGACUCUCCACAGACACUACUCUGAUGGGUCGGGCUGUAGCCCUGAAUGUCAAUGUCCUUCUGCGGACUCUGAUUAAGACGCUGGGCAUGUUGUAUCUGAUGCUGAGCCUCUCGUGGAAGCUUACACUGCUGAUGCUGAUGGAGACGCCACUGACAGGCUUACUGCAGAACAUAUAUGACACACAUUAUCAGAGACUCUCAAAAGAAGUUCAGGAUUCCAUUGCACAAGCCAGUGAAACUGCUGGGGAGGCGGUGUCAGGAGUCAGGACGGUAAAGAGUUUCAGGACAGAACUUGGUGAAGCCCAUCGCUAUGAUGUCCACUUGAUGAAAACCCAUAAUCUUAAAACCCGACGGGACACAGUCAGGGCUAUUUACCUGCUAGUUAGGCGGAUGACAGAAGUGGGAAUGAAGGUGGCUGUGCUUUACUAUGGGAGACUCUUCAUCCAGUAUGGACAGAUGAGCACAGGAAAUCUUGUCUCUUUCAUCCUCUAUCAGUCGGACCUUGCUAGAAACAUCAGGACUUUGAUCUAUAUCUUCGGAGACAUGCUGAACGAAAGUUGA